Tricharina praecox is the source of this 576-nucleotide messenger RNA. RefSeq lists its product as uncharacterized. NCBI's taxonomy places the organism in Eukaryota, Fungi, Ascomycota, Pezizomycetes, Pezizales, Pyronemataceae. The coding region runs from base 1 to 576 and encodes 191 amino acids. The transcript has 2 exons. The record is from RefSeq and is a predicted model, not a curated record.
AUGCGUUUCCACGUCCUUCCCUUCCUCGCCCUUGCCGGCGCCGCCGUCGCUCAGUCGUCUGCGUCCGAAGAGGAAAUUCCCGGCGAGUACAUCGACGCCGCCGUCAGCGCAUACGCCACGAUCCCCGGCAUGGCCGGCGUCGCCAGCGUCUACAGCAAAUACCGCACGGCCUCGGGCUUCUCGUCGGUGCAAUCCGAGAUCGUCGAGGAAGUCGCAACCUACGCCGUGACGCAAACGCACAUCGUCGAGGAGCCUACCGCAACGGACCUCGCUUCACUCGCCACCGACCCGGCAGUCGUCGCGAUCGCCGAGGACGUCGUCUCCAUCGUCACCAAAUACAUGGCCACCGAGACCUACAUGAACAAGGCCGUCAAGUCCAGCCUCGUCGCAGACGUGACCAGCGUCAUCGGUGCUUUCGAGAACUCGGCUGCCCCCACUGCUACCGGCAGCGCCGAUGCCAGCGGCUCCGGAACUGGUCCCCUCCAGACGCAGGAUGCGAAUGCGGGUGCGGCUGGCGUCAGAGCUGGUGUCAUGGGUGUCGUGGCGGCUGUCGCUGCCGUCGCCCUCAUCGUAUAA